AUGAUUUUAGCAACUGUAAGUUGUCCUACUGGCUACUCUGCAACACAAACUGCAAAGUGUGUCGAUAUACUAAGUAAUCUUUAUAAUUGUGGAUCAGUUGGCUUUGUCUGUUCAUCAAAAUAUAGAAUAUGUUCAGCUGGUGUAUGUAAGACAGCACCUACUAUACAACUUAGUGGAGCAACUGCUAUACCUGCCUGGGUUGGUACAACUAUCGACGAUGAUAUACAGCAAGUUAGCCUUCCAGUGAAUGUUACACUCUAUAAUUAUAGUACUAGUUUAGUUACUGUAUCAAGUAAUGGGCUUCUCUGCCUUGGUUAUUGUACUUAUGCUUUUGCAAAUGAAAAUCUUCCAACUGCACUUGUUGGGGGUCCAACAGCAUUUGUUUUCUGGUAUGAUUUGGCGAUUUAUGCUGGUACUGGUCAAAUGGUUUAUUAUUCAACCAGUGGAAUAGCACCUAAUCGAAUAACAGGUUUUGAAUUCUAUACAAGUAGUUCUGCUUACCCAUCAAAUUAUUAUCAUUUUCUAAUACUAUUUUAUGAAAACUUACCAAAUAUUGUUGAAUAUGUUUAUUUGGAAGUAUCUGAUGGAGGUAAUUUCGCAACUAUUGGUGUACAACAAUCAUCAUCAGGACCAAGCAUGACUUAUUCAGUAGAUCAAGCAUUUGCAGUGGCAUAUAAUACAACACUUCAGUUCGAUACAAAUGCGGAUGGAUGUGUUGUUCAAAUACAAAAUUUAUCAAAUCAAGAUUUUUGUCCAUCUGGUGAAAUACUAUCGAACUCUAUUUCAAGGAUUGAUUCAAUAACACUGACAUUGUUGGUUUUAUUCAUACUCAUCAUUGCUUAUUAUAUUUACAAUUUGCGCAGGAAUAAUAUAUUUCGUCGUCUUGGAAUGCCUGGCCCAGAACCCAUUCCAUUUAUUGGCGAGGCUUAUAAUAUUAUACGCAAGGGUCUUAUUCAAAAUGACAUAGAUCUUGUUCAAAAAUACGGCAAAAUUAUUGGAAUUGUCGGAGGAAAAAAUCCAAAUAUUCUUCUCUCUGAUCCGGAUCUUCUUCGAAAUGUUCUCAUUAAAGAUUCAAACAUGUUUAUCAACCGAAGAGCUUUCGAAGGUAUAUCAGGUCCUUUGGAUCAUGGUCUUCUAGCAUUGAAAGAUGAACAAUGGAAAAAUGCUCGAUCUAUUGUUUCACCAACAUUCUCUACAGCAAAACUCAAAGCAAUGUAUAGUCUUAUGAAUGAAAUUAGUGACACAUAUUGUAAACGUUUUCUUGAAUAUGCUGAUAAACAAGAAAUAAUUGAUAUGAAAGCAUUAAAUAGUCUAUUUACUCUUGAUAAUAUUGCUUCUUGUCUAUUUGGAGUUGAAACAAAUUCUUUACAGAAUGAAAAUGUUACUUUAAUUAAUUAUUUAAAAAAAUUUUUCAAUCGAGGUCUAUCCAAUAUAAUUCUCAUUAUAUAUUUUAUUUCACCGCGAUUGGCGAUGUAUUUUGGAAAGAAAGGUUAUUCAAUGUUCCCUAAAGAUGCUGUUGAUUAUACAACUAAUCUUCUCAAUCAAAUAUUAGCACGACGUCGACAACAUUUAGAAAGACGAAAUGAUUUUAUUCAAAUGAUGAUUGAUCAUGAAGAAGAAGUUAAUCAUGAAGAGAAUCAAACAAAUCAACAAACAGAUAAAAAAGAACAACAACAACAACAACAAUGGGGAACACUUAAAAAAACUUUGAAUGAUAAAGAAAUACUUAGCCAGGCAGUUGUAUUUUUACUUGCUGGUUAUGAAACAACAAGUAUAUUAAUGUCAUGCUUUUUCUAUAUUAUGGCAACAGAACCAGUCAUUCAAGAAAAGGUUUAUGAGGAAAUUCGACAAGAAAUUGGAGAUGAUGAAGUUACUCAUGAAAAACUCAAUCAACUUCAAUAUUUAGAUAUGGUUAUUAGUGAAACACUUCGUAGAUAUCCACCAGGUAUCAGAUUUGAUCGUAUUGCGGCAUGUGAUUAUCAACUUGGUGAUUAUCAGAUACCAAAAGGUACUAUUGUCAAUGUAUCUGUUUAUCCUAUUCAUCAUGAUCCUGAUGUUUGGCCUGAUCCAGAAAAAUUCAUACCUGAAAGAUUUUUACCAAGUGAAAAAGCUAAACGUCAUCCGAUGACAUAUCUUCCUUUUGGCGAUGGGCCUCGGAAUUGUAUUGGAAUGCGAUUUGCAUUAUUAGAGGCUAAACUUGGAAUAGUCAAAGCACUUCGUGCUGUGGAGUUUCAAAAAUGUGAAAAAACAGCAGUUCCAUUACAAUUAGGAAAGUUUGAAAUCAUAAAUACCAAAAUUGGUGUUUGGCUACGUGUUGUUCGUCGAUCACAAUGA
This is a messenger RNA of Adineta steineri, 2334 nucleotides long. The record is from the annotation of a GenBank genome assembly. Lineage: Eukaryota; Metazoa; Rotifera; Eurotatoria; Adinetida; Adinetidae.